AUGGCUGUCACCACAUCUGGGAUGAUAGUGGAGACUGUGGAGACGCCGACCCUGAAGCUGUUGGCAAUGGUCGGGGUUGGCGGUUCGAUUCCCGUUAUCUUCUCCUAUUUCUCUGAGUUCAUGCCCCGCCUGAGGAGAGGAGCCAUGAUCAGCGCUCUGGCCACAUUCUGGAUGGCAGGAAACAUCCUGGCAGCAGGUCUGGCCUGGAUGGUGAUCCCUGCCUCCUGGGCUCACUUCUCUGUGUUCCAGCUGCACUUCCAGAGCUGGAGGCUGUUCGUGCUGCUCUGCUCCGUCCCCAGCAUCACCUCGGCCCUCCUCUUCAGGCUGCUGAUGCCUGAAAGCCCCAAGUUCCUCAUGGAGGUGGGCCGAGAGAAGGAAGCAGUGCACGUCUUCAGACUGAUGUUUGGACUCAACACGAGAAGGAAAGAAAAGACUUUCCCAGAGUUUUCCUUAUGUCCAGCCUCCAGGCACAGAGAGGACCUGGAAGACACCAGCAGUCUCAGCAGCAUUUUAACAAAGGUCUCAGUUCCUGUCAAACAGAUGUUCAGCAGCUCUCUCAGAUCCAGGAGCGUCCUCCUGCUCAUCAUCUCCUACUGCAUUUCCUUUGGUUACUACGGCCUGUGGAUGUGGUUUCCUGAGCUGUUGAAGAAAGUGGAGGUUGGCGGUUCACCGUGCGCCAACGUCUCCUUCCAGCCUUCGGUCCUGAACCAGAGCUGUGACCCGGUCGGACCAGCAGUGUACAUGGAGGGCUUCGUCAUCGCUGCGUCCAACCUGCCCGGAAACGUCUUCACCAUCCUCGUCAUGGACAGCACGGGAGGCAAGACGCUGCUCUCCUGCAGCCUGCUGGUGUCCAGUCUGAGCGUCUUCUUCAUCUACCUGGUUCAGACCAAAGCUCAGAGUCUGACUCUGUCCUGCAUCUUCAGCGGCGUCUCCGUCGUCGCCUGGAACGCCCUGGACGUGAUGGGACCCGAGCUCUACCCCACCAAGCUGCGGUCCUCGGCUCUGGGCUUCUUCACGGGCGUGGGCCGAGUGGCGGCCAUCACGGGUAACAUGGUGUUCGGGCGGCUGGUGGACACGGACUGUGCCGUCCCCGUGCUGCUGGUGUCGGCCCUGCUGCUCACCGGAGGACUGGUGGCUCUGCUGCUGCCUCAGACCAGACAGACAGAGCUCACCUGACCCCCACCUGACCCCCACCUGACCCCCACCUGACCUCCACCUGACCCCCACCUGACCCCCACCUGACCCCCACCUGACCUCCACCCCACCCCCACCUGACCCCCACCUGACCCCCACCUGACCCCCACCUGACCUCCACCCCACCCCCACCUGACCCCCACCCGCCUUUUCACCUGACUCAUUGACGUUUUCUCUUCUUGUCUGAUGUUCGCCUCUCAAAUCUCGUCUUCUCACAGCUUCUGAAGAGCAUCAGUUGAAAAUAUCAUGAGGAGAAAGUUCAUCUGGAAAUGUUGAUUCUCAGACGUAGAACCUCCAGCUGUUCUGCUUCAGAACUUUAAGGAUUAAAACUCUCUUUUUUAAAGAGUUUACCAAAAAUUUGAGAAGAAAUGUUUUGUUU
This is a messenger RNA of Salarias fasciatus (jewelled blenny), 1573 nucleotides long. RefSeq names its product synaptic vesicle glycoprotein 2B-like. Lineage: Eukaryota; Metazoa; Chordata; Actinopteri; Blenniiformes; Blenniidae. The transcript is spliced from 10 exons. Bases 1 to 1176 code for a protein of 391 amino acids. Gene Ontology annotation, molecular function: transmembrane transporter activity. Gene Ontology annotation, biological process: transmembrane transport. The record is from RefSeq and is a predicted model, not a curated record. Gene Ontology annotation, cellular component: membrane.